GAACGUAGCGCAACCACAGCAGUUUCUUGAGAUAAAGCGGCGGCCGCGGUUGGAGUUUUGGGAAGUGACGAAAGUGAGCGUUGGCUACCAGUUUCCGUUUUGAAUUUUUUUUACCCCAAUAGUGUUCAGGGAGGUAGCCAGGAUUUGCAUUAGUGGUGAGCUGGUGACUGGAGAUAGUAAGGAAGGAUCGAGAUUGGUGCAACCAACAAUUUAGUGAUGACCAUAAAUUGCAAUCUGGAUUGCAGGAAAGUGCGCGAGUGACGAAAAAUUGACUUCGGAAAAUUCUGUUGAGUUUUCCCCGUGUGGUUUCUGUAGUGACAAGGAAAGAUUGUUGUAGUGCUUGCUUCCCUCGGCAGAAAAAUAAGGACCGGAAAGAUUCGAAAGUUUACUCAACAGAUACAGGGAUUUUUCUAUGCUUUACAGUUUUAAGGCAUAUAUUUAGCAUAGCACCGUACCUCACAAUCUAAUGGGGGAGCUAGACGAGAAAGAAACUCCUCCAUCCUCUGAACCACAGCAUGAAACUGAAGAGCCUAAAGAAACUGACAAAAUGCUAGAGAAAAAGGACGAUACAACAACAACCACCACCAACACAACAACUUCAGACAACAAAACGUCUCCAAAAUCAAAACCACCCACAGGAAAAAGCGACACCGAAACGAAAAAAGCUUCAACGCCAACAACAAAGUCAGACAAGGAGGACGAAAAGAAAAAGGAAGCAAAUGGCGAGGAAAUCAUUAACAUUCCCGAAUCGGCAGAAAGCACCCAAGCGGCCCCAGUAACACAAGAAGGACGCGAGGUGAAACCGAAGAAAAUACCAAUUGGUGGUAUAAAAAUGCCUGGUUUUUUCACACGAGGCAAACCACCACGAGGCGAAGGCGACGGUGCCGAGGGUGAACUUCUCGAGAAAGAAGGUAAUGACAACAAAUUGAACGAAGAAAAUCCCAAGGACGACGAGAAAAGGCCUAGCAUUGCAGAACGAAUCAGGAGCUUCUUCACCAGGAAGCCACCGGCCAAAGUAGACGACGAUAUUAAGGAUAUAAAAAGCGGAGAACAACAAGCCGCAGAAGGUCAGGAUCCGCCACCAAAAAAAGGACUCUUAAAUGCAAUUAAGCUUCCAAUUGCGACAAUGAUUCCAAAAAAGAAGACUGAAAAUCCGGACGAUGUGGAAUUAGGCACCGGUCCAGGAACGAAAGCUGGAUUAGCGUCUAUGGAAACACUGGACGAUUCACUAAAGGAUCAGGACACUGUAGAUAGGGCGGCAAAAACAAAUAACGACGACACACUGGAGACAGUUAAACUGACAGAUGAGAAAAAAGACGAAAAAGAAGUCGAAGAUCAAAAUCUCUCAUACAUCGAUCGGAUACGGACCUACAAGUGCUCAGUUGACGACUUAGCCAUCGUAGCAGGAAUAGUAAUAUUCAUCCUCCUUGUGGGAUUAAUUUGCGUAUUCUCAUUCAGUGGCGGAGACGUAAUUAAAUCAGCCCCAGUACGUGAUGGACGAUUUGUUGUAGCAGUAACAAGUUGCGGCCCAGUUGAAGGUGUGAAAGAUGAUGGUGCAUUUACUUUCCGUGGAAUUCCUUAUGCGGUUCCUCCGAUCGGUGAAAACCGAUGGAAACCCGCCCAACUCAUUGAAAACAUUGAUGAAUGCUGGAAUUCGACUUUACAAGCGCACAACACGACAGAGUUUUGUUCACAGAUUCUGAGCAAUGGAACAAUAGUCGGAGAUGAGGAUUGCUUGACUCUAGAUAUCAUAACUCCACAUAUAAGAUACGAUAAUCCAUUACCUGUAAUUGUGCUAAUUGGUGCUGAAUCACUCCUUGGAGGCUCACCGACGAUAUUGCGACCCUCUGCCCGAUACGCUCGGCAAAAGGAUGUCGUAUAUGUUCGACCGAAUUUCCGUAUGGGACCUUUUGGAUUCUUAGCUCUAGAUGCAUUGUCUAAAUCCGCAUAUCCACCAACAUCAGGAAAUUAUGCACUAUCCGAUAUCUUAGCAGUGCUUCAAUGGAUUCAACGAAACAUUGCUCAUUUCGGAGGUGAUGCAAACUCUGUGAUUCUUCUGGGUCAUCGAGCUGGCGGAACUUUGGUUUCAGCUUUAGUUACAUCGCCCCAAAUUAAAGGAUUAUAUGCAAGAGCCUGGGUAGCUUCGGGAGCUUCAAUAUUCCCUGGGCGACCUUUGGCAGAGUCUGAGCGUUUGAACCAUGAGUACAUGACCCAUAUUCAAUGCAGCGAUGCUGAUUGUCUUCGAUUAGCAUCCACUGAGCAGGUCCUCAAUGCCAUACCCGAUACUUGGCGCUAUUCAACCCCUGAUUUACCAACACGAGAUGAAAAUUCGACUGCACGUCACGAGUGGUUGGUCCUAGAUGGUCAUAUUCUACAGAAGCAUCCCGCGGAUGUAUGGAGUAAGGAAUUCGGUGAACCACGAUUGGUCUUAGGUACUACAGCACAUGUAAGCCAUUCUGAAAAACUCCACUUGAAAAAUAUUGAAUGGAAUACGGAAACCGUCCGAAAACAUGUUGAAGAUAGUAAACUAGGCGAGCUUGGACUCUCGAGUGAAGCUGUCCAAAAAUAUAACGCUACAUAUCAAGGACUCAUUGCAAUGAUUUCGGACAUUCGAACAGUCUGUCCGAUGUUAACAAUGGCACGUCUGCAGCCGGCUGUUCCCUUCUAUGUUGUUACUCAAAUCGAACCUCAGAAAGGAGUCGCAGACGCUGACGCUGAUGUACAAGCGAUAAUGGGCCGAUAUGAACCACAUACGCCAGAACAGAGAAGGUACUUCUCUUCAAUUCAACAACUCUUCUAUCACUGGGUAGCGCAUGGUGAGAUGAAACAAUAUGAACCAAGACGACGAGUUCUGAUCGUGGGGCAAGAUGCCCUUCCAUUUGAGGAUUAUCCAAAUUGUGAUUUUUGGAUUAGUCAAGAUAUUGUUCCGCGAUAUGGACGUAUAGAUUAAGUUGAAAAAUGGAGUAUUAUAUGUAGUAAUUUAUUUUAAGGUGAGAAUCAUGAGUCUAUGAUGUCUGUUGAAAGGGGGUUGGUGUUUCUGGAGGAGUAGUUAAGGCUUCGGAUUAGGAUUUUGUUACUUGGGGUCGGCGUAUCUCAUAUUUUCAUCUCGAAAUUAGAUCAGUAGAGAACAGAGCUCCGGCUUUUAUGAGCUAGAAUGCUCAAUUGAUUUGAGGCAAAUAAGUAAAUACAAAAUUCCAGGAUAUGGCUGGCUCCUUGCCAUGAUACACCUUUUUAAAUAAUUGAGUAUCAUUAGUUCGUCUUAGUGUCAAACCUAGACGUCAUCUCAUAACAUAUCUCCCAUCAUCUUUAGGAAAUUUCAAAAUCACUCAGCAAAACCCCUCUCAACAGAUUCUAUCCAAGAAAACAGAUUCAUGAUUUUGCCUUAAAAUUAACAGAUGAAUAUCUUAUGAAAGUUAAAAACGAUGCUAGGUAUAGUUAUUAUUAUCUCAAUCGUAAAAUGUAUUUAAACGUAAUACUCAGAUUCGGAGAGGUGCGAAGAAUGAACUGAGGCGAGAAACUGGCGAAAAUUUUUUCUGUAAUUAUUCUGUGACGAUUUUAUCAUGUCUAAGUUAAUAUUACUUUUAUUUAGUUCAAUGAUAUUAUCUUGUGUUAAUUUAAAAUAUAAUUCAUUUAAAUAAAUUAUUAGAGAGCUUGAAAAGCUUGCAACCAUACAAAAGACCAAAGUCAAGAGAUAAGAAUGCACAUAACAUAUAAUAUAUAAUACGACUUGCAGUUGAUAUUCUAAUGCUUUCAUUGCAAUCGGGUGGGGCAAAAUAUGCGCCCUUGUCAUUAGCAUCGCAUGUUCACUAAUUUCUAUAAUUGAUUAUUAACUAAAAUGAAUUAAAGACCGGGGUCGGGAUGACCAACGAAUCAGAAAUAAUAAAAUGGACACUGCAAUGCCUAACAAUGAAAGUACUAGAAAAUAAUUUUCCGGGCCCAAUCUAAUAUUUCUCUUACUAAAAUUUGCCGUUUUAAAAUCUAAUCUUUUCUUAUACAUAUAAAAACUAAUAGCAACAAAAUUAUUAUAAAAGAUAUAUCCAGAAACAAUGCAUGCGAAAAUUCAUCCCCUAAAAACAAUCCAAAAAAAAGUUAAAUAGAUUCCAUAACGCAUUAACAAAUACAACUAAAAUUAGAAUUAACAUCUAAACUCGAAAUCUAAGUUAACGAUUUGUGAAUGAGUGUGCGCGAACGAUAGAAGACCAUCAAAACAUCCUUAAAACCAUGAAAACAUUCAAAUAUUUCUUGCCUGAGCAGGUUUUCUUUUGGAAAAUAUAUUUGAUAAGACUUUAUUUAAAAUUUAGCUUUAGAUAUACAAUUAAAAGAGAUUCGGACGUCCCAUUUUUUGAACAAAUAGAAUGCUAUUGCAAAGUUUUGUUAUAAAUGUACAAUUUUCGAAUAUUUUCUUUUCUUUAUGAAAUGUAAGAUUAAAAUCAAUUUAUUUUCUUCAAAUGAUAAAUCUUGAGAAAAAUUUGUAGUUUUUUGUAUGAAAUGAAAAAGAAGCCAAUAAGCGAAAAUUUUUCGAAAUUAUCCCUUUUAGUCGUAUUUUGUACUUUUAUAUUCAAUUUACAACAGAAUAAAUAAAAUAAUUAUCCAUAAUGUAAUGUUUUUCGUAGGUAAGGUAAAUAAAUAAAAAAAAUCGUUGAUA
Hermetia illucens (black soldier fly) is the source of this 4645-nucleotide messenger RNA. RefSeq names its product neurotactin (gene Nrt). Bases 467 to 2950 code for a protein of 827 amino acids. NCBI's taxonomy places the organism in Eukaryota, Metazoa, Arthropoda, Insecta, Diptera, Stratiomyidae. The record is from RefSeq and is a predicted model, not a curated record. The transcript is spliced from 4 exons.